AUGAAGUUGUAUGCGAUAUUUUUUAACCUGGUAGUUUUAUUUUUUGAAGUCGUACUUCGGUUGUCACGUUGUUUAUAUUUUAAUGUACACUAUUCGUAACGAAGUUGAGUCCGUGGCCUGAAGAAAACGACGAUGUCUACAAAGAAACUGGCGAAACAAUUAGGGUUCGUGAGGAAACGCAGUCAGUCAUCAACUGGACAGAAGAAACCACUAACAUCUAAUCAAAUAUUCCCAUAUCUGAUUGUCAUCGACUUCGAAUCCACAUGCUGGAGAGAGAGGAACAGCUACGGGCAGGAGAUUAUUGAGUUUCCUGCUGUUCUCCUGAAUACCUCUACAGGCGAGGUGGAGUCAGAGUUCCAUACGUACGUUCAGCCACAGGAGCACCCCGUACUGUCUGAGUUCUGCACCGAGCUCACUGGAAUCACACAGCAACAGGUGGAGGCCGGGGUUCCCCUCCACAUCUGUCUGUCUCGGUUCUCCCGGUGGCUGCAGACUCUGGAGCACCAGAGGGGUGUGGUCUUCCCCAGGGACCAGAGGGCUCCAAUCGCAGAGCACCGUCCCUGUGCCUUCGUCACCUGGUCAGACUGGGACCUGGGGGUGUGUCUGCUGUACGAGUGUAAACGGAAGCAGCUCCACAAACCUGCUGUUCUGAACAGCUGGAUAGACCUGAGAGCUACGUACAGACUGUUCUACAACAGAAAACCCAAGGGACUGAAUGGAGCUUUACAGGAUCUAGGGAUACAGUUCUCUGGACGGGAGCACUCAGGUCUGGACGACGCCCGUAACACCGCCCACCUGGCCUGGAGGAUGAUGAGGGAUGGCUGUUUGAUGAAGAUUACACGCAGUCUGGAGAGGGCGCCUUUGAAGACCAAACCCCUGUUUGGAAAUGGGAACGUGCCAGGGGAUGGUUGUCCUGGCUACAAGAGGGAUAACAAAACCACUAUCAAAAACCCCUCCAAGACGACAGAGAGCGGUGGUGGCGGCCAUCUUGAAAAUCGACCCAACAGCAAGCCAGUUAGCAACACGGAUGUUGUUGAGACACGACCCAAGCCUUCAGACAACAUGGUUCCCAACACAGAGGUGAACUCUAACUUAACCGCUGAACCUGUUCAGUAUCAGAGUAUUGUUUCACCAAAGACCCUUCUCAAUGGUCUGACCACUCCAAUGUGUGGUGGUGGUGGUAGUAGCAGAACAGGUAGAAUAGGAACCAUACGGUCCGUCUCCUCUCCUAUGACUUUCAAUAUCCCCUCUCCUCAUCACUACAUCAACAGCCUCGUUCUGGUCUCCACUACUGUGAAUUGCAUUACCCAUCUACCCCAGCCAGACCCGACCCUUGACCCGAAAACAGCAAGUAUGGAGGAGGACGUGCCCAUCUCGUGCGGUUCGUAUGACGACGUGGUAUUGGAGGAGGACUGGGAUGUCACGGUUGGUGACGAGGCUUCUGUUGCUGAUGUGUACACAGAGAACCAGAGGUUUGAGGUGGAUGAUACCUCGGUUUAUGGGAGGACCUUGCUGUGUCCAAGCCCAGUACAUUCAAAUCCUGGUAGAGGUCCAACCAACAGUAGGCCUAGGUCCAAUACCACCAACACGCCCUGCCAACAUCUGACUAGCCUGGUACACAAGACCGAUACUAGAACAUCCUCCAGUAACUUGGUGUCUUUCAAGGCUGGGACAACAAGGACCUACAACACCUCUGCACCUAACAGUCUGUCCACUUCCUCUUUUGUCACACCCAGACCCGUUACCCCUGGCUCAAACCUCUCAGAUACACGGUCAAGACUGAACACGGAAACGUCAAACUCCUUUGUGAUCGAGAAGAACGAAUCGAGAACAUCCUCCAGUUCUGCAAAAGCUGCGACAACGAGGAUAUACAACACCUCUGGGUCAAAUAGUUCAUGUAGUUUCUCCUUCGACAAACCCAGACCUGUUACCCAUGAUUCCAACCGCUCAGCUACACGGUCAAGACCUCAAACGGCAACAUCGAACAACUCCUUUGUGAUCUACAAGGACAAGCCGAGAGCCUCAAAUACCACUUCCACAUCCAAUACCUCAACAGCAUCCAAUACCUCAACAGCAUCCAAUCAUUCCUUUGUCAAACCCAGACCAGGCCUCCAGAACUCCAACCUCCAUGCUACACGGUCAAGACCUCUCACAUUAAAAAACCCUGGUAACUCCUUCACACCCAUGUCCUCUACGACUAACCUUCCCAAUCCAACUAGACCCAAACCAGUUACCACCAGCAGUGACUCUAACCUCUCUGCUUCAAAGACGCCAAAUGGCUCUGCAUCCAGUCUCUCCUUUGCCAGGCCCGGACCUGUCGUCCAUAUCCCCGACCCAUCGACUUCACGUUCGAGGCUGCACGCAGAGAUGCCAAACGCAUCUUUCACCAUCCACAAGUACUCCUCUUGCCUCGCCUCUGUCUCUCGUCCCUCUGUCGGUGGAUCGUUCUCCGUCCUCUCCUCGUCCGUUAACCGCUCCUCGCUCCCGCCAACCCGCAGCACCAAGAUCACGGCCCCGCUGUGCGACUGCGGGCGGCGAGCCAAGCGUCUAACGGUGUGUAACGGCGGCCCGAACCAAGGCCGAGCGUUCUACUGCUGCACGGUGCGUAAACACGGCCCCGGGGGGACCAGGAAGGGAUGUGAGUUAUUUAAGUGGGAGUCUGCUCUCCUCCAGGCUAAAUCACCAGCCUCCGCUGCCAACUCCAUCGCUCUGCGUUUUGGUCUCAACCCCAGUGUUGUUCGUCCCCCUGUCGUCGUCUAGGACGAGAUAUCAGUUAGCUUGAGGUCAUAGGGAGACUCUCAACAGCAUUUCCUUCUCAUCCAAUGGGUUCGAGAGGACACAAGGAAUCAAGGAAAUGCAAUUGAGAUUCUCCUCACUAAGGUGUCAUAUUUUAAACUGUACAUUAUGAGAAUGUGUAUGAUGUUGUUUUGUUUUUAGUAUAUGAUUUAUGUCCACAUACUAAAUCUGGUUCGUUCAUUGACCAAUAUCCUGUACAGUUUCUAAAUAGAAUUGAUCCUCCAUAAUGUGAGAUGACAUGAUGUCAUAAUGAAAUGGUAGGUCGGCACUGUCAUAAUAAAAGAUGUCAUGACUUGUAAUUACA
Oncorhynchus kisutch (coho salmon) is the source of this 3100-nucleotide messenger RNA. RefSeq names its product ERI1 exoribonuclease 2. Gene Ontology annotation, molecular function: zinc ion binding; 3'-5'-RNA exonuclease activity; nucleic acid binding. The record is from RefSeq and is a predicted model, not a curated record. The transcript is spliced from 9 exons. The coding region runs from base 133 to 2760 and encodes 875 amino acids. NCBI's taxonomy places the organism in Eukaryota, Metazoa, Chordata, Actinopteri, Salmoniformes, Salmonidae.